AUGAUGAAACAGUACUAUCCUCUCGCAACACUAUCAUUAUGGGGGAAAUUCAAACAUCUGGAAGGGGGAGAUAUAAUGGUUGCUGCGGCGUUGACAAAAUCACGGCCAGAUAUGCGGGAUGCCACUUUCAUUCAAUAUGAAGCUCUGGCAGAUAAAUUUGCUCACCAGCGUCGUUGA
Molecule: messenger RNA, 177 nt
Organism: Serpula lacrymans var. lacrymans S7.9
Lineage: Eukaryota; Fungi; Basidiomycota; Agaricomycetes; Boletales; Serpulaceae
Exons: 2
Coding region: 1-177 (58 amino acids)
Source: RefSeq, a predicted model, not a curated record